GUAUAUGAUUUUUUUGUACUUCCGGUGUCCGAUACUGUUAAUCUCACGUGGACUACGUAUGAUUGUGGUAUUUCCAUUUAUUUGUUUUCUAAUGUUUAGUCUAGCCUCUAUUAUUUUUUCAUGGAUUUUGCUGACCGAUUUUAGUCAAGCAUUUACUUUGGUUACCACGAGGGACAAGGUUUUCCACUUUCGGUUUUAGUUCUCUUUACUACAGACUUGUUUUUGCUCCAAACAUGCGUCCUCUGACAGAUGUGGAAACGAAAACGCUUUUUGAGAAGUUGUCUAAAUAUAUUGGGGAGAACAUUAAACUGUUGGUGGAUCGACCUGAUGGAACCUACUGUUUCCGGCUUCACAAUGACCGAGUUUAUUAUUUGAGUGAGAAGAUUUUGAAGCUUGCAACAAGUAUCUCUCGGGAUAAAUUGGUUUCCUUGGGGACAUGCUUUGGAAAAUUUACAAAGACUCAGAAAUUCCGGCUUCACAUCACCGCAUUGGACUACCUUGCCCCCUAUGCAAAGUAUAAGGUGUGGGUAAAGCCAGGGUCGGAGCAGUCCUUUUUGUAUGGAAACCACAUUCUGAAAUCUGGUCUUGGAAGAAUAACAGAAAACACAGCACAGUACCAGGGAGUAGUGGUGUAUUCCAUGGCAGAUAUUCCUUUAGGCUUUGGAGUUGCAGCCAAGUCUACCCAAGAGUGUCGGAAGGUUGAUCCCAUGUCCAUUGUGGUGUUUCAUCAGGCUGAUAUCGGAGAGUAUCUUCGACAUGAGGAAACACUGACGUAACACCAUACUAAGCCUUCCUCUAAAAAGAGUUGCAGGGAAGGGUGACUUAUCAGUUCCUUGAAAAAUAAGCUACAAAAAUAACAACAGAGUUAAAAGGGUGCUGUAGACUGUGUAUUAUGAAACGGAAUAAAAACAUUUGUUGCAACAGCUUUUUUAAACUGGCUCUGCUGUGUGCACCCUCUUCUCUAAUAUCCUGAGUUUUUAUUGAAAGUUGAUGUUAACAUCUGCAUUAAAAAAAGAACGGCAGAGAAAGUUACUCUUAGAUGGCCUGUUCUACAUGUCACAGUCUGCUAAGUGUUUUGUAUCUAUGCCAAGGAAAAUUGGCCGCCGCCUUUUUAUUAAGAAAUGGGAAAAUAGAAAAGGAAGGUGGGCCAUUGAAUGUGAUGGUAGAAUCCUGCAGUGUUGAACCAUCUCUAGUAUUCAUUUUAUAAAGUACAUGUAAUUGCUCUAACAGAAGAUUUCAUCACAUGCCAAUGUGGUUUUGCUUUUACAUUAUUCAGUAUGUAACAAAUUUCUCUUUUUUGUUGUAACACACUUGACACUUGCUGUAAAUACCCAUUUAAUUAUUUUC
Molecule: messenger RNA, 1347 nt
Organism: Protopterus annectens (West African lungfish)
Lineage: Eukaryota; Metazoa; Chordata; Ceratodontiformes; Protopteridae
Gene: NIP7
Product: nucleolar pre-rRNA processing protein NIP7
Exons: 5
Coding region: 234-776 (180 amino acids)
Biological process (GO): ribosome assembly; ribosomal large subunit biogenesis
Cellular component (GO): nucleolus; preribosome, large subunit precursor; nucleus
Molecular function (GO): RNA binding
Source: RefSeq, a predicted model, not a curated record